Anneissia japonica is the source of this 2312-nucleotide messenger RNA. RefSeq lists its product as uncharacterized. The coding region runs from base 265 to 1770 and encodes 501 amino acids. The record is from RefSeq and is a predicted model, not a curated record. The transcript has 6 exons. Lineage: Eukaryota; Metazoa; Echinodermata; Crinoidea; Comatulida; Comatulidae.
CGUAAUGCACCGAAAAAACAAGUGUAUCGUAGUAUUGCGCAGUGCGCAAUGAGAUGAACCUGUUAUAGUAUUUUACGGACAUCCAAAGAUAAUCCAAUUGUUCAUCAAUUGAUUACGAUUUAUUGUAUCAUUGUGCAUAUCGAGUUUCUGUACCAACCACCAGAGUGUUAGGCCUACUGUACCAGGCUGUAAAGUGAGUUACAAAAUUAACUUCAUUUUCAUAGGCAUUUAAGCAAUCAAGUAAACCAACUAAAUUCUUGAAACAUGGAAAACACAAUUCAGUUCCAAGAAGUAGUGCAGAAAGCCUUUGGUAAAUACUAUGACCAUAGUAACUACCCGACAACAGUGGCCAGUGAGCUUUUGCAAGUCCUUUCCACAAAAUAUGAAAACAAUCUGACAUUAUUCAAAGAAGAAUUUGUGAAACCUACACAAAAAUUGCUGGAAACUCUUAAGCAAAAUAAGAUGCAUUUGUAUACUAAGCAAGACCAGAAAGUGAAGAUCAUAGUUCAUCUUGCACUUUCAGUGGAAGUUCAAACUGGAGAGUUUUUUUUCUCUGUUGGCCACACAAACCCAGGAACAUUGACUGUAAAGUUCUGUAAGUAUGUCACACAAUUAGAUGAUGGGAUAAAUCUAGCUGAACCUAAGUACACCACAGUAAAAAUGACAGUUGACAAGAAUUCUCUCAACGAAUGUCUGACACUGGACUACUUCAAAGAUCUGCGCGAAAAUGGAGAAAAAAUGGGAACCGAGAGAACGUCUGUGAUGUUCCGGUUGUGUUGGGUGAAGGUACUUGAUCAAAAUGUGGUUGGGGGAUUUUUGAAGAUAUAUGAUGCAAAAAAAAUACUUUCACAUAGAAAACAGAAGAAGUUAGUGAAAAGUAUUUCUUCACCAGUGCCAAUACAACAAGCCAACAUCCAGCCAUUUCAUAAACCACAACAAGUAUCUGACGAUGCUAGUCUUAUAAGCCAUCAUCCUAUGGAAGAAGGACUUCAUCCACCAUCAAAAAUCACUAGACAACAAGCGUAUGAUUCUUCAGAUCCAGUGGUAUCAAAAGAGCCUGAGAUGGAAUGGCAGGAAGAUCCAACUGGAAUGGGAGGAGGUGGAUAUGUCCCUUCCACAUCUGAUAAUUUAAAUUUGCCGACAGAUCUUCAAAUAGCUUCAAAUAAACCAGUAGCAUCUAAACCUCCAGUGAAUGAAUGGAAGUCCCAAAACAUUGAUUCAAGGUCUGGAGACAGUUUUGGUUGCAGUUCUCUCAGUCCAACUGCCUCUGGUAACAUACAUGUCAGUACAGUUUUUGUAAGCAGUGGUCCUGAGGCACUUUGUCUAAUUGAUAGUUUGAAGAUUUCAGCUCACAAUGACAACAAUGAAUAUGGCCGACAAGGAAUUGAGAGUGGUGGAACAGGUUUAGCCCCAAGCAAUACAUCUGCAAAGGAUGUCAGUAAUGGUUAUGUUAGAGAAUUUGAGGGUAUUGGUCCAACAGGAACACCUGGGGUUCAUUUGAUGGCAGAAGGAAAUAACCCUCAGCCAGCAAACAAUGUCAGUAGUGAUAAACCUGCUUCAAGCAAACCAUCUGGGGCGAGCUUGUCAGAUGGGGGAACAAAAGAGAAGCCUGCCAAUGAUGUGGAUGAUGGAUAUGUUGAAAGAAUCAAGGGUAUGGACCCAAGUAGCACCUCCAGUUCUAUGGCACAGGCAGCUGAGAAAAACGGUGGACUUGCAAAGGAAGUUAAUGAUGGGUAUGUUUCAGAAGAUAAAGCCACUGACCCAAAGUGAUUGUCGAUCCUCCAAAGAAUCCUAUGUCUUCACCAAAUACUUAUUAAAUUUUUUCUAAUCCAACUUUUAUUCUAUCAUAUUUUAAUGUAUUCACAAAUUGAAUGUCUGAAUGCAGUGAAUGAUGCUCUUUUUCCAGAUAAAUAUAAAUUAUUGUAAAUUAAAAGGUGUUAAUGGUAAUAGUUUUUUGUAGCAAUACAAUUUUUUUUUUGUGACAUUUGUAAAAUUUGUAUGUCAACUAUGAACUGUACCUGUCAAGAAAUGUAAAUACUUGUACAAAUUUAUUAAAUUUCUUCACUAAACUUACAAUCUAGUAUACAAGCUAGCAUUUACUUCAAGUAUUAUGUCUCAAAUGCAACAAUAUUGGCAUAAUUCUUGCCAAAUUUUAAGUUUUUUUCUAUAAUGUUAGGGUUUCAAUGGUAUAAAAAUAGUUUUGCCAAAAAGUUAAAAGUGUCUUGACAUUUUUAGUUGACUAAUAUGACUUAAAUUGUUUCCUAUAGAUUAUUAAGGAACUGUUCGGCCACUUGACUCGCACAAGUAAAUAU